Molecule: messenger RNA, 4219 nt
Organism: Danaus plexippus (monarch butterfly)
Lineage: Eukaryota; Metazoa; Arthropoda; Insecta; Lepidoptera; Nymphalidae
Gene: Tsp
Product: cartilage oligomeric matrix protein
Exons: 21
Coding region: 144-3533 (1129 amino acids)
Biological process (GO): cell adhesion
Cellular component (GO): extracellular region
Molecular function (GO): calcium ion binding
Source: RefSeq, a predicted model, not a curated record
CAUGACAGUUAGUCGUGCGCGCAAGCACAUUGCGCACGCGUGUUUUAAAAAAUAUACAAGCGCAUGAAAUCGAAUUGUAAUUCGUAAUUGUGCCUUUGUUUAAAAAAAAAAAAAUUAAGUGAUUUCAUUAGAUUUAAGGGAAUAUGGCUUCGCAUGCCGUGUGGGGUGCAUUAGUGCUUCUAUUCGUCGCAUCCUCUACAUUUUCACUUACACUAGACGAAGAAGCAACAAAUGACGUCAUAGCCGCCGCUUCAGCCACCGAAGAUGGUGAAGUAGCUAUUAUAGUCCGAGGUCCGUACGGGGAUAACUUAGUCCGUGAGGAAUUGCUUCACGCGAAGAGCACAGAUGAUAACUCCGUCUCACUUUAUUACAAUAGUAAAAGUAAAAAGGUGUCAUUGGAAAGUCUGAACGGGAAUCACAUCAAGUCAGUUUCCUGGAGUUUGGGUUCUCAUUUUCAUGGCACAUUGAUUCUUAUCGUGACCCACUCCAGAAUAAAGUUGGCGGUGGGGUGCAAGCCGCUGCAUUGGCAUCCAAUGUCCGGUAGGCAUGACGUGCUAACACUCCUAGCGAACGAAAAGUUAAAAUUGUACCACGAAGAGAAUGCUCCAGUGGAGGUGUAUGACAGCGAAAAGACAGCGUUAGACGCCUUGAACUGCAACCACAGGGACCUUAAACCUCCGACCUUAUUGACAGUGGACUCUGAUGUGGAGGAAGUCAAAGAUUUUAUAAAACGCGAAGAGAGAAUGAAGAUGGAAGAUGAGAUGCAAGGGGACGAUCCGCGUAAUAACUAUAUAGAUCCUAACAUUUACGCCCCACUGCCUCUGCCACCAACGACACCUGGCUCACAAAGAGGAGACAUUCCUGCGACGGAUAUAGAAUCUUGCGAUGAUGAAGUGAUCCGUCAACUGAAACUUCUCCGUCAGACGAUUGAACUUCUGCGUCGUGAGCUUGCAGACCAAAAAGGGACUAUAGACGGACUCAGAAAUCAACUCCGAGCUUGUUGCAAUCGAGUCUCGCCACCUCCCAUAGAUAGAUGUUCCGGAUCUUCGUGCUAUCCUGGCGUGCAGUGUCGCAACACGGCGACAGGCAUCCAGUGCGGACCCUGUCCAUCAGGGAUGGAAGGUGAUGGAAGAACAUGCAGACCUAUAACUUGCAAUCGACGCCCAUGCUCUAAAAACGAAUAUUGCAUCGACACGGAACAAGGAUUUAGAUGCGAGCGGUGUCCAGGAAGACAGACCAGCGACGGACAAACAUGUCAAUCUGCCUGUAGCUCCAAUCCUUGCUUUGGAGGAAGAGUUCAAUGUCAAGAUUUACCGGAUGGUAGGUAUCGUUGUGGGUCUUGCCCCGCCGGUUAUACGGGGAAUGGGGAGCAGUGUGUCAGACUGUCCUGCCGUUCCAACACUUGCUUCCAAGGAGUUGAAUGCCAGGAGACGGCGUCAGGUCCACGGUGUGGACCGUGUCCCCGGGGAUACGACGGUGAUGGUGUUCGUUGUGCACACGUUUGCUCGCGUCGACCCUGCGGGGAGAGACGCUGCAGCCCCUCGAACAGCAGUCCCUACUACAUCUGCGAAGGUUGCCCCAAGGGCUACGAAUGGAACGGUUACACAUGCGUUGAUAUGGACGAGUGUGAUUUAAUACGUCCGUGUGACGAACUGGUGUCGUGUCGUAAUACGGAGGGAGGGUUCGAGUGUGGCGCAUGUCCGACAGGGUACAGGGGCAGUUCGGGAUGGAGCGGUGCUGGCCAGGAGAGACGGAAGGAGGGAUGCGUGGAUGUAGACGAGUGUGACCAAGACGUCUGUCCUCGGGGACGGCUGUGUGUCAACACACCUGGUUCGUUCACGUGCGUUCCCUGCGGCGGCCACUACUACGUGAACACGUCUCGGCCGUGCAUAGAGGCGGACUCCUUGCGGCGCUGCGACCCAGCCUUCUGCCGCUCUCAUAACGCCGUGUGUGGCUUCGGACAGGGCUGUGUGUGUGCGACGGGCUGGGCCGGUAAUGGUACUGUUUGCGGUGCGGACAGUGAUCUAGACGGAUAUCCGGAUCAACAGUUGCCUUGUACUGAAUUGCAAUGCACUGCUGAUAACUGUCCCCAUGUGUCCAACUCGGGACAGGAGGACGCAGAUAAGGACGGUAUCGGAGAUUCGUGCGAUCCUGAUGCUGAUGGUGACGGCAUACCGAAUGUACCGGACAAUUGUCCCUUGACACCUAAUCCAGAUCAGCUAGAUAGGGACGAGGAUCGCAGUGACAAACGUGGGGAUGCUUGUGACAAUUGUCCAAGAAGAUUUAACCCUGGACAAGAAGAUGCAGAUAACGAUGGACUCGGAAACGUCUGCGAUCCCGACAUGGAUAAUGAUGGUAUUCCCAACGACCACGACAAUUGUCCUCUCGUGUUCAACCCACAACAGGAAGAUAUGGAUGGAGAUGGUGUGGGUGAUCUGUGCGACAACUGUCCAAGAGUACGGAACCCCUCCCAGGAUGACUCCGACAAAGAUAACGUUGGUGACGCCUGUGACAGUGACGUGGAUAGAGACCAGGACGGCAUACAGGACGGUUUGGAUAAUUGUCCGAAUUUAGCGAACAGUGAUCAGCAAGAUGUUGAUAAUGAUGGCAAAGGAGACGCUUGUGAUGAUGAUAUAGACGGUGAUGGGAUCCCGAACCUCGAAGACAACUGUCCUUUGGUGUACAAUCCUGAUCAGGCUGACGCUAAUGGUGACGGUGUCGGGAACGUUUGCGACAACGACUUUGAUGGAGACAACAUCACUAACGCACUCGACAAUUGCCCGAAUAAUUCGAGGAUUUUUCGCACCGACUUCAGGAAGUAUAUGACGGUAAGGUUGGACCCAGAAGGUACCUCCCAGCAAGACCCACGCUGGCAGCUCGCACACGAGGGCGCUGAGAUCACUCAAACCCUCAACUCAGAUCCUGGACUGGCGGUCGGAUUCGACAGCUUCGGAGGAGUUGACUUUGAGGGCACCUUAUUUGUCGACUCGCACAUAGACGAUGACUACGUCGGCUUCAUAUUCGGCUACCAGAACAACAAGCGGUUUUAUGUGGUGAUGUGGAAGAAGAACAGCCAGACGUAUUGGCAGACGACGCCGUUCAGGGCGGUCGCGGAGCCCGGGAUACAGCUGAAGUUGGUGCACUCUAGCACUGGACCUGGGAAGAUACUGAGGAACGCGCUCUGGAACACGGAGUCUACUCCUGAUCAGGUGACACUUCUGUGGAAGGAUCCUCGAAACGUCGGCUGGCGAGAGAAGACCGCGUACCGCUGGCGUCUCAUACACAGACCCAAGAUAGGACUGAUUAGACUGAAGAUAUAUGAGAACAACAGUCUCGUGGCUGACUCCGGCAACGUUUACGACUUCACGCUUAAGGGUGGAAGGCUGGGAGUUUUCUGCUUUUCCCAGGAAAUGAUCAUUUGGUCCAACCUUGUGUACCGCUGUAACGAUAAAAUACCAACGAACAUAGUAUCAGAACUGCCACCAAGGCUCCUUAAAAAGUUGGAUAUAGACCACGACUUCGUUUAUUUGUAGUUUUAAUAUAACUAAUAAUCUGUUACUCAGUGCAGUACUAAGUACUAAGACAAACAGAAAAUAUCGUUUGGGCUAUUGUUAGUCUCAUAACAACAAAUAUAUAUCUAUCCAAAUAUUUCUAUAUAUUUAUUUUGUAUUGGUGCAUAUUAAAAAAAAUUUCUUACACAGAAAUUUACAUCGAUCUGAUUUUUAAUAUAAUAGAAUUAAUACAGCAAUUCACAUCCUGUCAAUUUGAACUUUUUUUUUAAAUUUUUUAAUACUCCAUUCAGCUAAAAAAGAAUAAUAUUUAUAUAUUGUCUCAAACUAAUUUUAUUCAACAUAUAUAUUACUCAGAAAAUCUUUGCCAGCAUUAUGUUAAUAUGUGUCAAAUAUCAAAUGUCAUAUUGUCAUGAAAAAUUAUGAGUCACCUUUUUGAUAUUAUCACAGACUAAACAGAUAAUUGUUUGUUAAUGACUACACUAAUUGUUUGCGCGUUUUACGGUGAAUAUGAAAACUAUUUUUCGCAAUCUCUAUUUUCAUCUUUCUGGUGUGAUUUCUUUAAAACAUUCUAAGGACUGUUGAAUGUUUGGAUGUUUCCAGUUGCUUACAGAAUAAUUACAAAUAUUGAUGUUGCUUCGUUUUUAUUAUAUAAGUUUAUUUUUGUUAAAAGAUUAUAAAUAUAAAUUAAUAAACGAUAAAAUAUUUUA